This is a messenger RNA of Patiria miniata (bat star), 2031 nucleotides long. Its product is annotated as angiopoietin-related protein 1-like. The record is from RefSeq and is a predicted model, not a curated record. Bases 1 to 1755 code for a protein of 584 amino acids. NCBI's taxonomy places the organism in Eukaryota, Metazoa, Echinodermata, Asteroidea, Valvatida, Asterinidae. The transcript is spliced from 2 exons.
AUGGAUGAACGUUGCAAGUCGUUUAACUUUAACGACUGCAGUAAACUGUGCGAGUUGAACCUUGCCACAAGACGAGAGCACCCCGACAACUUCAAUACAACUCAAGGGAGUGUGUACUUUGAUGCAGAUGAGGAUGGCUACAGAAGUUGCAAGAUGCUCUUACAUGCCCGAUAUCACUCAAGCGGUAUCUACACAAUCUACCCAGAGGGAUUUGGUAAUGGCGGUCUUCGUGUCUACUGUGACAUGGAAACUGACGGCGGGGGAUGGAUCGUGUUUCAGAGGCGACAAGAUGCCAGUGUGGACUUCUACCGUAACUGGGCCGAGUAUCAGUCUGGCUUUGGUGAUCUGUCCGGUGAGUUCUGGUUGGGCAACGACAACUUGGUGACUGUAACGUCUGAUGAUUCACGCGGACCAUGGGAGCUACGCGUUGAUUUAGAGGACUGGGUGGGCUACACGGCAUGGGCAAAGUACUCAGAUUUCCAAAUAUCCCCGGGUGAGUACAAUCUGAAUAUUGGCCAAUACGAUGCCAGCAGCACUGCCGGUGACUCUCUUGGUUAUCAGACAGAUCCAAAGUGGAUUCACAGAGGACGUCCCUUUACAACAAAGGAUCGUGACAAUGAUGCAGCAAGGCAUAAUUGUGCUCAACAGUUAGUCCUUCGGUCACAACGAGGAAUUCAAGUAAUAGAAACAAUUGCGAAACGGAUCAUUAAUGGUUUGGAACUGUUUCACAUAAUAUCCAUCAUAAUAUGUCAGGGAGCUACCUUGUCUGUCUCUGGAUUUGAAACUUCUUACACAGAGAAACACACGUUUUACGCCGCUGAAAAUCGCGCCCUAAAAGAGUUUGGGUAUAUGACCAAACUUGUGCGAUCUCGUGUCAUCUGCGGACGGGAAUGUAGUAUGGAUGAACGUUGCAAGUCUUUUAACUUUAACGACUGCAAUAAAAUGUGCGAGUUGAACCUUGCCACAAGACGAGAGCAUCCCGAAGACUUCAAUGCAACUCAAGGGAGUGUGUACUUUGAUGCAGAUGAGGACACACCUCUCUACUCACUGACUGAUAGCUCCUUCAAUCGCUACAGAAGUUGCAAGAUGCUCUUAGAUGCCGGUUAUCGUUCAAGCGGUAUCUACACAAUCUACCCAGAGGGAUUCGGUAAUUGCGGUCUUCGUGUCUACUGUGACAUGGAAACUGACGGCGGAGGAUGGAUCGUGUUUCAGAGGCGACAAGAUGGCAGCGUGGACUUUUACCGUAACUGGGCCGAGUACCAGUCUGGCUUUGGUGAUCUGUCCGGUGAGUUCUGGUUGGGCAAUGACAACUUGGUGACUCUGACGUCUGAUGAUUCACGUGGAACAUGGGAGCUACGAGUUGAUUUAGAGGACUGGGAGAACAACACGGCAUGGGCAAAGUACGCAGAUUUCCAAAUAUCCCCGGGUGAGUACAAUCUGAAUAUUGGCCAAUACGAUGCCAGCAGCACUGCCGGGGACUCUCUUGGUUAUCAGAUACCCGCUCGCGCUCAUCAGGAUCACAGAGGACAGCCCUUCACAACAAAGGAUCGUGACAAUGAUGCAGCAAAUCAUAAUAAUUGUGCACAAAUGCAUACAGGAGCCUGGUGGUUCAAAGGGUGUUUUUUCUCUCACUUGAAUGGUCAAUAUUACCCAGAUGAGAAUACAGGUAGUAACAAGGGCGUGCAAUGGUUUGCAUGGCAUUUGCACUAUUCUCUGAAAGCAUGUAGCAUGAAAAUGCGUGAAAUUGGACCAUGAACAUUAUAUAGCUUAUUCAUAAUUGUAUAAUAUUGCAUGCCUUUUUUCGGAGGACACAAGAAUAUAUUGCACGAACUAUAACAAUAUUGCCACGAGUUUAAUAUUAUUAAAGCAAGAAAGGUUUUUACACAUUUUAUCCAACCGAAAUGUUAAGUUUCUGCCGAAUUCAACCGAAACAGCUCGGAAUUUGGACUGAGCUUGUAUCCACAAAGAAUGUACAUGUUUGAUUAUAUAGUUACAUUCACAAUAGGCCUAACUACACCAAAGCAAGUUCAU